Molecule: messenger RNA, 1341 nt
Organism: Lachancea mirantina
Lineage: Eukaryota; Fungi; Ascomycota; Saccharomycetes; Saccharomycetales; Saccharomycetaceae
Source: the annotation of a GenBank genome assembly
AUGAGCGAAACUGCACAAGUAAAGGUCCGUUUCUUCACGCGAGAACAAGAUGACUCGCUUCAGAUCGAAGACACGGCUCUUUUCGCGCCCGUAACACUGAAGAGAUACGGUUUGUCGGAAAUCGUUAACCACCUGUUGAAACUAGAACAAGCCGUUCCGUUCGAUUUCCUCAUAGACGGUGAAUUGCUUCGCACAUCCCUAGACGAGUAUCUCACGAAGCAGGGUCUUUCCUCGGAAUCGCUCUUGAAUUUGGAAUAUACGCGUGCGGUGCUUCCUCCGUCGUAUCUAAGCAGUUUCAACAACGAGGACUGGGUCAGUGCUGUUGACGUUGGUGGGUCUCAAAUUGUGACUGGUGCGUACGACGGUGUCGUACGCACAUACAAUCACUCGGGGAAGGUGGAGAAACAGUACGGUGGUCACACUGGCGCCAUUCGCGCUGUGAAAUAUAUCUCAGACACCAGGAUCGUUUCUGGCGCCAACGACCGGACACUUCGGCUAUGGAAAACCAAAAACGAGCAAAUCAGCAAUGGCGCCCUCAAUGACGAUGCCGAUGAUGUUGAAGAAGGUAAAACGCUCGCCAUCUUGGAAGGCCACAAGGCACCUGUCGUUUCUGUCGCAGUUUGCCAGGAUAGAAUCAUUUCCGCAUCUUACGAUCGUUCGCUUGCGUUAUGGUCUACCAAUUUCAAAGACAUGAUGGCAAUCGAUAUCAACGACGCCCUCGGAAACGGUGUUUCUUAUGCUGCGAAAAAAAGAAGAAGGCUCGCCUUGAAAGAAGGUUCCGUCAGAAGACGUGCGCCGCUUUCGAUCAUGGAUUCACAUAACGCACCCGUCGAAGGUGUCAUCUUUGAUGCUCGUGACAACACAAUUGCGUAUUCUGCAUCCCAGGACCAUUCCAUUAAGACCUGGGACUUGGUUUCUGCGAGAUGUGUCGAUACCAAGACUACUUCAUAUUCGCUUCUCUCCAUUGCGCAAAUGACAAAUUUGAAUCUUUUGGCAUGUGGCUCGAGCGCAAGGCACAUCACGUUGCAUGAUCCUAGGGUAAAUUCCUCUUCAAAGAUUACUCAACAACAACUAAAUGGUCAUAAAAACUUUGUCGUUUCCCUGGAUACUUGCCCAGAGAAUGAUUAUUUACUCUGCUCAGGAUCUCACGAUGGAACUGUAAAAGUAUGGGAUGUGCGGUCUAAUACGGCGAUGUACACCAUCACUCGAGAAAGUGACGUUGUAAAAGGCGUCAACGACAAGGUAUUUUGCGUCAAAUGGGCCAAGAACGUUGGCAUCCUCAGCGGUGGUCAAGACAAGAAACUACAGAUCAACAAGGGUGACAAUAUUUUUAAGAACUAG